GGUACCUAUUAGCCUCCGGCGAGGUAAUCGGCUCAAAAUCGAAUAUACUGACAAAUACACUACUGAGAGAAGUUCCAUGAUGUAAAUUAAUAUUAAUUAUUUCUAGAAGUGGAUUUAUAUUCAUUAGUAAUGUAAAAUUUCUAAGAAAAUAUACCAUACUUACUCCGUGGCUAAUCAAGGGUAGACUUGGCAUAAAUUUCAAUCACGACUUAUCGUGCUCUCCCGGGAUUCUAGUUCGGCAUUAAUAGUCGUCGCGAUUCAAGCAUGUCUAGCUACCCGCCUGAGGUCACACCUAGCGAGGGCGAAGGGUUGAUAGAAGUUAUCAAGGAUUGGGCAUUAGCACAUGGCUUGACUGUCCGGCCACCUCCGGCCGUGCUCCCUGUUGAGGCCGAUCCCGUUGGAAUCCUUGCUACUGCAGUCCCCGUUACUCUAUUCCCUAGCCCCUUUCCUCGAAUCUGCUUCGAUCAAGCAAUCGGAGUACAGAAGGCCUACAAUGAGUUGUAUGCAUCGAUCAGUCAAGACGAAGACUUUCUCGCUCAAGUUGUAAAAGAAAUUGGAGAUAGCGACGAUUUCAUAACAGAACUAUGGAAAGUACAUCUCAAGGUCAAAGAGGAGGGCUAUGUCCAGCACAAAAGCCUUGGCCUAUUCAGAUCUGAUUAUAUGGUUCAUCAAGACGGUACCGGAUCUAUUCCACAAGUCAAACAAGUUGAGUUCAAUACGAUCGCGUCAUCGUUCGGCGGGCUCUCAUCGCAAACCUCACUACUUCACAAAUACCUAUCUUUGACGGAGUAUCCAUUACUUGAGAACUCCAUAAAAAGGAACGGUUUAAUAUUACCUGAAAAUGACAGCGCUGCUGGAUUAGCAGCAGGUAUAAAACACACCUUCGUCGAGUAUGGACCCUCGAUGACUGGCCACGAAAAAUGCGUUAUAUUCCUCGUCCAAGGUGGGGAAAGGAAUAUCUUCGACCAACGCCAUCUCGAAUACGAACUCCAAAAAUCCGAAGAGCCGCAAAUUCCCGUCUUCCGACUACCCUUCUCAGAGAUCCUACAACACACAACUGUUACUAAGGACUCGGGACGCCAAUUGCUAUAUCGACCACCGCAACUAGCUUCCCACACGUUUGAGGUCGCCGUUAUAUAUAUGCGAUCGGGUUACGGUCCAUCAGACUACCCCGACCAAUCUGCUUGGGAAGCCCGCUAUCAUCUGGAGAGAUCAGCAGCCAUAAAGUGUCCGACCGUACUAACCCAAGUUGCCGGUACGAAGAAGGUCCAGCAAGUUCUAGCGACGCCGGAGACACCAUCCAACCCAUCUAUACUACCCCACUACAUAUCUAAAGACUCUGCAUCUAUAUCUAAUCUAAUGAACACAUUUACCAACAUUUACCCUUUGGAUGAAACUGAAGCUGGUCUCAAGGCUCGAAAGAUCGCCGCUGACCCUGAGCUCUGCAAAGGUUACGUCCUGAAACCACAAAGAGAAGGGGGCGGCAAUAAUAUUUAUCGCUCCUCUAUUCCGCCAUUUCUCAAGUCCGUUGCCGAGUCACACUGGCCAUCCUAUAUCUUGAUGGAGUUGAUCACUCCACCACCCGUCAAGAAUACAAUUUUGCGCAAUGGUAAGCUGGAGCACGGCGGUGUAAUCUGCGAGCUCGGAAUAUAUGGGACGUGCAUCUGGGACCAACAAUCGAAGACCAUACUUCAUAAUGAGCAGGCGGGCUAUCUGCUACGUACAAAGGGAGACAAGAGUGAAGAGGGUGGUGUUGCUGCCGGGUUUGGAUGUAUGGACAGCUGUAGCUUGGUUUGAUAUGGACGUGCAUUUAGAAGGGGAUAACCGUGUUGGAUGCAUGAGGUUUGGGUGUCUAAUUCGACA
This is a messenger RNA of Hypoxylon trugodes, 1863 nucleotides long. Its product is annotated as glutathione synthase. Gene Ontology annotation, molecular function: ATP binding; glutathione binding; glutathione synthase activity. Lineage: Eukaryota; Fungi; Ascomycota; Sordariomycetes; Xylariales; Hypoxylaceae. The transcript is spliced from 4 exons. Gene Ontology annotation, biological process: glutathione biosynthetic process. Gene Ontology annotation, cellular component: cytosol. The record is from RefSeq and is a predicted model, not a curated record. Bases 265 to 1797 code for a protein of 510 amino acids.